AGAAGAAGAAGAAGAAGAGAGAAUCCUCCUAAGUCCUAUCAAUAGGAACAUUGUAAACGUGUCCUCCUUAUCCGUUUAGCAUAAAUCUGUGUUUUAAUUGGAUUAUAUAUCCGGUAUCCUAACCAAUUUCCGAUUCAACCGCCAAUAAUAAUAGCAUAAGAAGUAUAGAAAUAGAGCAAACCCUGCCAAUUGUCGUCAACUUGAUCCAUAAAAAUCAUCUCUUUGGCAAAUUGAAAGCAGAUAGAAUCACUUGGAGUUGGCAUUGUUCCAAUGGACUCGUCUCUCCCUCAAGACUCGUAUUUUCUUGGAUUUGACAGUUCUACUCAGUCCUUGAAGGCAACUGUUUUGGACUCCAAUCUCAACAUUGUUACUUCAGAGCUGGUUCAUUUUGAUACGGAUUUGCCCCAUUACCAAACCAAAGAUGGGGUUUUCAGGGACCCCUCGGUUAAUGGCAGAAUUGUCUCACCCACAUUAAUGUGGGUGGAAGCUUUGGAUCUCAUACUUCAAAAACUCUCAAAAAAAUUGGAUUUUGGCAAAAUUGUUUCUGUUUCUGGUAGUGGGCAGCAACACGGCAGCGUGUAUUGGAAGAAUGGCAGUUCUACAAUAUUAUCUUCGUUGGAUUCCAAGAAGACAUUGGUGGAUCAGCUUGGCAGUGCCUUUUCAAUAAAGGAAUCACCGAUAUGGAUGGACAGCAGCACCACAGCACAAUGUAGAGAGCUUGAAAAAGCUGUUGGAGGGGCAUUGGAGUUAGCUAGACUUACUGGAUCACGGGCGCAUGAGAGAUACACUGGCCCACAGAUUAGGAAGAUAUUUGAGACGCAGGCAGAAGUUUAUUAUGAUACUGAGAGGAUCUCUCUUGUUAGCUCUUUCAUGGCGUCUCUUCUUAUUGGCACUUAUGCUUCUAUUGAUGAAACUGAUGGUGCAGGGAUGAACUUGAUGGACAUCAAGCAAAGGACCUGGUCUAAGAUAGUUUUAGAGGCCACCUCCCCUACUUUGGAGGACAAGCUUGGGAAGUUAGCCCCUGCCCAUGCUGUUGCUGGUUAUAUUGCUUCCUACUUUGUGGAGAGGUUCCACUUCAAUAAGAAUUGCUUGGUUGUUCAGUGGUCAGGAGACAACCCUAAUAGCCUGGCAGGUUUAACCCUAAAUACUCCAGGGGAUUUGGCAAUCAGUCUUGGCACUAGUGACACUGUCUUUGGGAUUACCAGAGAGCCUCUACCUAGAUUGGAAGGACAUGUUUUCCCCAAUCCUGUGGACCCUGAAACUUACAUGGUAAUGUUGGUCUACAAGAAUGGGUCCCUUACUCGUGAAGAUGUCCGCAACCACUAUGCGGAGAAGUCUUGGGAGGUUUUCAAUAAAUUUCUGCAGCAAACUUCACCUUUAAAUGGUGGAAAGAUGGGUUUCUACUACAAGGAGCAUGAAAUUCUUCCUCCCCUCCCAGUUGGCUUCCAUCGCUAUGUCAUCGAAAAUUUAUCAAACAACACUUCGGAGGGUCUGAAUGAGAAUGAAGUUGAGGAAUUUGAUCCUCCUUCUGAGGUUAGGGCAUUAAUUGAAGGCCAAUUACUCUCAAUGCGGGCUCAUGCAGAGAGAUUCGGGAUGCCUUCUCCUCCAAAAAGAAUAAUCGCCACUGGGGGAGCAUCAGCCAAUCAAAGCAUCCUUAGCACAAUAGCUUCCAUUUUUGGCUGCGAUGUCUAUACAGUUGAAAGACCUGAUUCAGCUUCCCUCGGAGCUGCGUUGAGGGCUGCUCAUGGUUGGCUAUGCAAAGAAAAGGGCAGUUUUGUACCCAUCUCAAGCAUGUACAAGGAGAAGUUGGAGAAGACAUCUCUUAGCUGCAAGCUAUCAGUGAGUGCUGGUGACCAACAACUAGUUAGCAAGUAUGCCUUGUUGAUGAAGAAGAGAGUGGAGAUAGAGAACCGGCUUGUGCAAAAGCUAGGACGUUGCUAAUGUCAAAACCGGGCAUAUAGAAUUUUUCCAAGGGAACCAUAAUGAUGCUUCAUUUGGCACCAUUUAGCUGCCAAAUAAUUUAAGCUGAAUAUUAAGAUUUAUCACUGCUUUGAAUACUUAUAUUUGACAAAUUGAUAGAAGUGGAUUUAAACUUUUGGGUUGAA
Messenger RNA from Alnus glutinosa, 2105 nucleotides. Its product is annotated as xylulose kinase 2. Gene Ontology annotation, biological process: D-xylose metabolic process; xylulose metabolic process. The coding region runs from base 271 to 1941 and encodes 556 amino acids. The record is from RefSeq and is a predicted model, not a curated record. Lineage: Eukaryota; Viridiplantae; Streptophyta; Magnoliopsida; Fagales; Betulaceae. Gene Ontology annotation, molecular function: D-xylulokinase activity. Gene Ontology annotation, cellular component: cytosol. The transcript has 11 exons.